AUGCGCUCAAGCCGAUAUGGCAGACCAGGGACUUUCUGGGCUGUCAACGAGAUUGUCGAGGACAUUUCCGGCUGGUUCAUCUUCCUGUGCAAGCUGUGCUGUGUCUCAUUGGACGACCACGUCAAGUUCAUUUCAUCAUCCGACUUAUUCAUCGACCGGAUAUUGCAGAAUCCGUCGCUCGCAGGUGUGCACCCAGUGAAAGAUGCUCAGAGCAUAUUUAAGGUUCAUGACCAUCAUCGGACAAGCUCCAACCUGGCCUACUUCUCUGAAACCUAUGUCCGCCGCAUUUCCCAGCGUCUAGGACAUGACAAACUACUUGAAUUGAUUAGGACGAUGUCGAACAUAGUCAAUGCAAAGCUCAGUCGGGCCAAACAGGACAGUACUCCCUUAUUCGGACCUGCGCGUUCGGCUUCCUCGGGAAUUGAGAUUUCAGGGGCCAAGCUUAGGUCCUAUGUUGAAGCUUACUUUGAGCAUGUGCACCCUCUGUACCCUUUUCUGGACAGGCCCAAAUUCGAGGCCAGUGUAAUGGAUGUUCAGACAAGGGACAAAAGCUCAGCAUUCCGUGCGCUUUAUCAUUCUGUUCUGGCACUAGGCUGCCAAUAUGUGGUUGCGGACUGCUCUUUCACGCCAGGCAAAGGCGAAGCUUGGAGUUAUUUCAAUGUUGCAUUAAGCCUGCUUCCAGACGUCUUGUUACCCCCCGGGGCCCUGGUCAACCUACAGGCAAUCACUGCUAUGGCAAUUUUCGGUUCCAAUGCAGCAUCAAUGUCAAUAAGCGAGUUUCUGACGAUGGAAGCUGCAAGAAUGGCUCAGGCAUUGGGCUAUCACCGUCCCGUCAUGAACUCGAAAGAGGAUGAGACAACCUGCUACAGAGUAUUUUGGGUGGUAUACAUCCUCGAGAAGUGUGCCACAUUCAUGACCGGCAAAAGUUCUACAAUUGCCGACCACGAAGUUGGUUGUCCCAUCAUCCCAACGGUGGAGGAGCAUCUAACAGUCGACUUCGAGAUGUUCAUCUCCCUUCUGCGGCUGGGCCGGUUGCUCUCACGGGUUCACGAAAGACUGUUUUCUGUUUCCGCAACUUUGAACUCGGUUGAACAGUAUCAGACCAACAUUGACAGCCUGAAGUCAGAACUCGAGGCAUGGAGAUGCUCCAUGCCAGUGGGCUUGAGGCCCGGCCUGCCGAUCAGUAAGAAGGAGCUGAUGGAGAGCGCGAGAACAGUUGUCCGUCUCACUAUCUGCAUUGACAUACGUCCAUACACGCCGAUAUGGAUAUUGGCCUCUCUGCCGCUUUCGGCAAUGUUUGUUCUCUUCGACAUGGUCAUUCACAGACCUUCUCACCAAGAGACGGAGACCAACCUCGCCUUACUAGAUACCGUGGCUGGAUAUUUCAGUCGGUUUGACUACGCUACAACGAGCUCAGUGCCUUGCAGUCUUUUCUCCGGCUUUGCUCACAUCGCCAAUCAGUUUGUGCGCGAGCAGUGGCAUAAUACCGCUCCGGCAGCACUUGAUGCCGAAGUGCAGAACAGAACAUCGGGGUCGCAAAGCAGAUACUUCGCUUACGGAGCUGAAGAUACAGAAAGUGGCGAGGAACUGUUCUCACAGGGACCCGAAGCUACAACUGAAACACCCUCGUACUCGCUGCUAGGCGAUGAUGCAACAUUUGAUGCCCAGCUUUUUGCUGGUUUCGACUUCACAAAUGUAUUCGAAGUCAAUAUACCUGGCUUUGGAAGAUUCUAA
Molecule: messenger RNA, 1734 nt
Organism: Diaporthe amygdali
Lineage: Eukaryota; Fungi; Ascomycota; Sordariomycetes; Diaporthales; Diaporthaceae
Product: fungal specific transcription factor
Exons: 11
Coding region: 1-1734 (577 amino acids)
Biological process (GO): DNA-templated transcription
Molecular function (GO): DNA binding; zinc ion binding
Source: RefSeq, a predicted model, not a curated record